This is a messenger RNA of Chiloscyllium plagiosum (whitespotted bambooshark), 483 nucleotides long. The record is from RefSeq and is a predicted model, not a curated record. Lineage: Eukaryota; Metazoa; Chordata; Chondrichthyes; Orectolobiformes; Hemiscylliidae.
CAACAGAAACUUCCACUGCAAGUACAUUGAGCUCAACAACUUCACCGACCUCCACAUCAGCUCCCGUCUCAACAAGCACAAUAUCAACAUCAACACUGUCCGCGACUGAAGUUUCAACAACUGAAGAAUCCACGGUCACUCCAGCGGUUUCUUCAACAGCUGCGACAGAAACAUCGACUGCAACUUCACAGACAUCCACAGAAGCUCUGACAUCUACAUCGGCUUCUGCUUCAACAACCACAGCAGCAGAGACAUCUACCGCAAGCUCCACACAAUCAUCAACAUCUGAAGGAACAGCAGUGACAUCACUCCCCACGACAAGUGAAACUUCCACUGCAAGUACAUUGAGCCCAACAACUUCACCGACCUCCACAUCAGCUGGUGUCUCAACAAACGCAAUAUCAUCAACACCAACACUGUCCUCGACUGAAGUUUCAACAACUGAAGAAUCCACGGUCACUCCAGCGGUUUCUUCAACACCUG